CCCGGGGAGGGCUCUGGGACUCUGCGGUAAUGGAUAGUCCUGGCGGACUGGGCACGGCUGAGGUCCCCAGACCAGAACUGGAGAGGACGUUCCGGGCUCCCUACCCCACCCAUGGGGGAAGCACCUGCCUCCUACGCGCCCUCACCUAACCAGAGCGGGGAUUUCCUCGGCCCCUCCUGCUCGCCUUGUUUCGAGAAAAGUGAAAGUGAAAGCAGGAAGAGGAGGCUUCGAGGUUGAGGAGAUCGCGGCGCCAUGAAGCCCCUGUUCCUGCUCCUCGCUCUGGCUUUUGGUUUGGGGACCACCGUCUCGGCGGGACCCGCGGUGAUAGAGUGCUGGCUUGUGGAGGAUGCCGGCAGGGGCCGCCUGGCCAAGAAACCGGCCGCAUUGCUGCUGCGUCAGGGCUCAGGGAGAGUACCUCCCCGGCCGGACCUCGACCCAGAGCUCUACCUCAAAGUGCAUGACCCCGCGGGCGCCCUCCAGGCUGCCUUCAGGCGGUACCCCCGGAGUGCUCCCGCGCCACACUGCGAGAUGAGCCGCUACGUCCCGCUCCCCGCGUCAGCGAAUUGGGCCAACGACCUGACCCCAGAGAAGAGUUGCCCUCGAUCCCUGGACGGGACUUGGUUUAUGGUCAGUAUGUCCAGCCCGGUCCUCAGCGUUUCCAGCCUCCUGCGACUACAGUCCGAGCCUCAGCCGGAGCCUGCACUCAUCACCAUGGCAACAGCUGUGCUGACUGUCCUCACCCACACCCCCAUCACUCGAGUUCGACUGGGACAAGAUGCUCUGCUGGAUUUGAGCUUUGCCUACAUGCUUCCCACCCCAGAGGCCACUACAUCUCUGGCCUCAGGUCCCCCUCCCUUUGGGCUGGAGUGGCGACGCCAGCACCAGGGUAAGGGGCACCUGCUCCUGGCUGCAAAUCCUGGGCUGGAUGGGCAAAUGCCACCUGCCCGAGAUGGGGCAGUGGCAUUUGCUGCUUGGGAUGAUAAUGAGCCAUUGGGUCCAUGGACCGGAAAUGGGACCCUCUGGCUGCCUGCAGUGAGGCCCUUCCAGGAGGGCGCCUAUAUGGCCACCAUACACCUGCCAUACCUGCAAGGGCAGGUCACCCUGGAGCUUGCUGUGCAGAAGCCCCCCAAAGUAUCCAUGAUGCCAGCACCUCUUGUAUGGGCUGCCCCCGGGGAGGCACCCCCAGAACUGCUCUGCCUUGUGUCCCAUUUCUACCCCCCCGAGGGCCUGGAGGUGAAGUGGGAGCUCCGAGGUGGCCCAGAGGGCAGCUUUCAGAAGGGGGAGAAUUGGCUCUCAGCCUUGCGCCAACACUCAGAUGGCUCUGUCAGCCUCACCGGGCACCUACAGCUGCCCCCAGUCACCUCUGCACAGCACGGGGCACGCUAUGCCUGUCGUGUCCACCACCCCAGCCUGCCUGCCUUGGGGCGCAGUGCUGAAGUCACCCUGGAGGUGGCAGGUCACUCUGGACCCUCCCUGGAGGAUGGGGUAGGCCUCUUCCUGUCUGCUUUUCUGCUCCUGGGGCUCCUCAAGGCACUGGGCUGGGCAGCUGCCUACCUGUCUACUUCCAAGGAGUCAAAGAAGAAAGCACAGUGAAGGCUCUCAACACCACAUUGGGGAGCCACCAUCAUCCCUGGCCUGAGCUGCUGUAGAAAUCCCCCCACAAAUAGUAUGCCAUCACCUGCUUCUGCCCCUUCCCAUCUCUCUCCACUGAGCGGCUGGAAUGCUCUUAAAAAGACCCAAAUUGACAGCAUUCACUUUCUUAAGAGCUCUAGGGCAGUGGUUCUCAAAAUGUCUGGUCUCAGGACAUCUUAAAAAUCAAGGACUCUAAAAAGAUUUUGCUUAUGUGGGUUAUAAACUAUAGAUAUUUAUUAUACUAGAACUUAAAACUGAGAAAAGUUUAAAGCAGAAUACACAAGCUCACAUUCCAUUAGCUGUAAGGGUGAUAAUGUCAGUAUACAUUUAGCUUCUGGAAAAUGUCACUGUACACUUUUAAGAGAAUGAGUGUGAAAAAGGCAAAUAACAUCUUAAUAGUGUUAUGAAAAUAGUAUUAACUUCGUAUACCUAGUGAAAUACUCUCAGGGACCUCUGGGGCAGAGCCCACACUUGAAGAACCAGUGCUCUCAAAAUCAAGGCCAAAUCCGUUCUUCUUGCUUUUGGCAUACGCAUUUCCGACGAUGGAGCCCCUGCUUACUUCUUCAACCCUCUCAGUGCUCUUCACACCGACUGCUACUCUUUUCCUCUAUUGGCCUUCCAACCUCCUUGGGUUCCAGAGCUCUGCUCCCCCUGCCCGGUCUGCCCUCGCUCUCCCUGGGCUCCAGACCAGGUCAGCCUCGUCAUUUCCCUCGGACCACCGCAUGUCCCUCUUGUGCGGUUCACCAUGGUUGUAUUUAAGUGAUUGUGCGAGUCAUCGUUAAGCCUGUCUCCCCUCCUGGACUCUCAGCUCCUCGAAGGCAAGAACAAGCCUGUCUGUCCAGUGCUGUAUCCCCCGCGCCCGCGCUGGGCCUAGCGCCCACUGGAGGGCGCUCGGUAUAAGAAAUUAUAGUCUUUUCGCCCUAAGUGUUCAAAAACAGGCGUGGGGUCAAAUAACUACUAGACGAAGGAAUUGGUGGCUCGACGUGGGGAACUUCGAGGGGCAGGGCGGUGGGCCAGACUGACAGAGGGAACGGGUCUAAUCUGGUGGGAAUAAAGUUGUGUUCCAGUGCUUCCAA
This is a messenger RNA of Hipposideros armiger (great roundleaf bat), 2708 nucleotides long. It is a transcript of the gene TAPBP, whose product is annotated as TAP binding protein. Gene Ontology annotation, biological process: antigen processing and presentation of endogenous peptide antigen via MHC class I. Gene Ontology annotation, cellular component: membrane. Lineage: Eukaryota; Metazoa; Chordata; Mammalia; Chiroptera; Hipposideridae. The record is from RefSeq and is a predicted model, not a curated record. The transcript has 8 exons. Bases 253 to 1593 code for a protein of 446 amino acids.